GGUACAUAGUGUACAUAGGGGCGUUGUGUCAACUAACUUAAGCCUCCUCCCCCACUCUAUCAUUCAGCUUGCCCGACAAGGUCCGCGCGAGUCUCCACCCACCACAGCUCCCCUCCGUCACUUUGGUUCCCGUCUGUCACUUCUUGUCACCAAAUCGCACUGCAGCCCACCGACGCAAGCUCCGAGCUCGAGACGUCAACAAUAACAUCGACGACCAGACGCAUCAUCACUAUCGUCCAUUAUCCAUCUUCCCGCCAAUUGGUUGGUUUUUUUUGGUCGCCAAAUAGACAACACCGAAUAAUACCAUAAUACGAAUCAGUCCACAAGUUGGCUGACCGACAACGCCAGUUCCUUGUACUGGAACCUCGACGGCUUCCAGCACACGUCGGCAUCUUCACGGCGCCUCCUUCUUACAUACACCAACUUUCUCAGCCACCUUCUAUUCUCAAGCGCGUCCGAACAAACCGCCAAAAUGGCCUUCCUAAUUCUCGUGAUCGGUGACCUCCACAUCCCAGACCGGGCCCUGGACAUUCCCGCCAAAUUCAAGAAACUCCUCGCCCCCGGCAAGAUCUCCCAAACCCUCUGCCUCGGCAACCUAACUGACCGGUCAACUUACGAAUACCUGCGCACCAUCGCCCCCGACCUGAAAAUCGUUCGCGGCCGCAUGGACGUCGAAGCAACCUCCCUCCCCCUCACCAGCGUUGUCACGCAUGGCAACCUUCGCAUCGGCUUCCUCGAAGGUUUCACCUUGGUAUCCAACGAACCGGACCUCCUCCUAGCCGAAGCCAACCGUCUGGACGUGGAUGUGCUCUGCUGGGGCGGCACGCACAAGUUCGAGUGCUUCGAGUACAUGGACAAGUUUUUCGUGAACCCCGGGUCGGCGACGGGGGCGUUUACGACUACUGCUGCUUCGUGGGCUGUUAACCUCGGCAGCAAUGGAGAAGGACAAAAAGAGCAGGAUAAGGGGUUCGAUGAAGAUGAGGAGGUGGUGCCGAGCUUUUGUCUGAUGGAUGUCCAGGGUAUUUCGUUGACGCUUUAUGUCUAUCAGUUGAGGAAGGAUGAGAAAGGGGUGGAAAACGUGGCGGUUGAAAAGGUAACGUAUACAAAACCGGUGGAGCCGACGGGAGCGGGCGGCGCUGCUGCUGGUGCUGGUGCGGCCGCUUCUGGCGCGGCUUCGGUGUCGUCGUCAUGAUCUUUGAUACACUUGCUUUCUGGGGUUAGUGGAGGAAGUGGGAUGGAACUAUAAGCAAGAUAAGCGAGCGUGAUUGCUGUAAUGAUGAUAUACCACCUGAGUUGUGUUUUUUUAUGUGCCAUCUUUGGUCAAAGGUCAAGGGUUCACUACUGGGCAGGAUGCUAAACUUCAGACCUGUAUCCUGACCGAGACAUGGACAUGGGAGCUGUUAUUGCAUCUAUCACCUUG
Molecule: messenger RNA, 1420 nt
Organism: Neurospora hispaniola
Lineage: Eukaryota; Fungi; Ascomycota; Sordariomycetes; Sordariales; Sordariaceae
Product: Metallo-dependent phosphatase-like protein
Exons: 2
Coding region: 473-1192 (239 amino acids)
Biological process (GO): retrograde transport, endosome to Golgi; intracellular protein transport
Cellular component (GO): endosome; retromer complex
Source: RefSeq, a predicted model, not a curated record